Penicillium riverlandense is the source of this 519-nucleotide messenger RNA. RefSeq lists its product as uncharacterized. The coding region runs from base 1 to 519 and encodes 172 amino acids. The record is from RefSeq and is a predicted model, not a curated record. Gene Ontology annotation, cellular component: Golgi membrane. NCBI's taxonomy places the organism in Eukaryota, Fungi, Ascomycota, Eurotiomycetes, Eurotiales, Aspergillaceae. The transcript has 2 exons. Gene Ontology annotation, biological process: protein N-linked glycosylation. Gene Ontology annotation, molecular function: glycosyltransferase activity.
AUGGUCGAACGUGUUAUCAAGGCUGGACAGCACGACUGGAUCUGGUAUAUGGACUUUGACACUCUUAUCACAAACACCAGUAUAAGUUUGACGGAUCUCAUUAAUGAGAAUCUGGCUAAGGCCACAGAGCCGGACACGAUAGAUUUCCUUGUAACGGACGAUUGCAAUGGACUCAACGACGGUUCAUUUAUUGUGCGGUCAUCAUCGCGCUCUAUACAAUUUCUUGACGCAAUCCGCGCUCUUCACGACAGAGACAAGGAACAGAGUGGAAGAUCAUUGAGCGACCAAGACUCAAUGGACGAAUUUCUCAAAAGCGACGCUCCCCUUACCCAGCAUGCAAUGCGUAUUCCUCAGUGGACAAUUAAUGCCUUUCCCGAAGAAAUUGGCUGCUACGAUACGCAAAAGAAGAAAUGGGAGAAAGGCAUGUUUGUAAUUCAUUUCGCAGGCGCAUGGGCUCAUGUAUCUGGGGAAGAUCCCACUGGUCAGCUGAUGAGGAAAUAUGAACCUGAAAUAAUUUGA